AUGCUGUUGACUUCUUUCUUUCAUAGCCUCGCGCUACCACUCUUUGUAUCAGCCUCUCAGAAAAACUUAAAAUCUGACAGAAACCUUCGCUACCCGGAACAACGUGGGCGCGACUAUGACUAUACCGGCUUUGAGCCAGAUCAGAAUAAGCGUGCAGAUGAGAUUGUUGAGAUGUUCCGCUUUGCAUGGAAUGGCUACUAUACACAUGCCUUCCCCCAUGACUCCUUGCGACCCAGGUACAGCAACUAUACAGAUGAUCGUAAUGGAUGGGGCGUCACAGCUGUAGAUGGUCUCGACACUGCCAUCCUCAUGGAGCAGACUGACAUCGUUGAUACAAUUCUCGAUUUUAUCCCCACUAUCAAUUUUACCAAGACAAAUACUCCGGAGCCUAGUUCAGUCAGUCUUUUCGAGACUAACAUCCGCUAUCUCGGUGGUUUGCUGAGCGCAUACGAUUUGCUCAAGGGUCCGUUCCGCCAUCUCAAGAUUGAAGAGAAGAAGAUUGAUAGGCUGCUCGCGCAAGCCACGACACUAGCCGACACUCUCAAGUUCGCUUUUGACACACCUACUGGUAUUCCCAUGAACGACACCUUUAUUGAGAACAGAACUUCCAGUGAUGACAGUUUGACGGAAGAUGGAAUGCGAACCACAAGCUUGGCUGUGAUGGGUUCCCUUGUUCUCGAAUGGCAGCAUCUCUCAGAUCUGACUGGAGACCCCCAAUAUGGAGAACUUGCCAAUCGCGCUGAAGAUUACUGGCUUUCACCAUCCUCAGAAGUGUGGUCUGGGCUCACAGGUGGAAACUUCAGCAUUGAGACGGGAGAAAUUCUAGACAACUACGGAGGAUGGACAUCAGGUAAUGACUCAGCUUAUGAGUAUCUCAUCAAGAUGUUCGUCUAUGAUCCCGAACGCUUCGGUCACUACGGUGAGCGAUUUACCAAAGCCGCUGACUCAACCAUCAAACAUUUGAUCUCCCAUCCAUCCUCGCGACCAGACUUGACCAUGGUGACGACAUUUGCAGGCAAAGAGCAGGUCAAUUACACAGAAUUCCUCGCUUGCUUCAUCGGAGGUUCAUUCAUUUUGGGAAGCUCAGCUAUGGAUCGCCCUGACUGGCUAGACUAUGGCCUCUCCUUCAGCGAGUAUUGCGCUAACGGCUACCGAUACACCGCAUCAGGCAUUGGACCGACACUGUACAGUUGGGACACAGAUCUCCUGUCGCAGUCUGAGAAUAGUAACCAAACAGAGUUGUAUUCACGCUCAGGCUUUUUUAUUCCCGAUGGUAUCUUCUCAGGUGGUCAAGCCCCAGAGGCGGUGGAGAGCUGGUAUUACGCCUACCAGCAUACCAAGUCUCAGUACUGGCGCGACGUAGCUUGGGCGUACACCCUAGCUCAGAACAGGACCAUGCGUGUCGGUGAUGGAUUUGCGAGCGUGAAUAACGUGCUCUCUCCGUCUGGCGACGGACCUCAAGGGGGCAUCAUGGCUAGCUUCAUGCUUGCUGAGACACUCAAGUACCAAUGGUUGAUCCAGACAGAAAGCAAGGGCGAAUGGGACGUUUUGGGUGGAGAUGACGGAACUAAUCUGUUUGUUUACAAUACUGAGGCUCAUCCGCUAAAGGUUGCUGCCAGGAGACCUGUUUAA
Messenger RNA from Fusarium venenatum, 1632 nucleotides. RefSeq names its product glycoside hydrolase. Gene Ontology annotation, biological process: carbohydrate metabolic process; mannose trimming involved in glycoprotein ERAD pathway. Gene Ontology annotation, cellular component: membrane; endoplasmic reticulum. NCBI's taxonomy places the organism in Eukaryota, Fungi, Ascomycota, Sordariomycetes, Hypocreales, Nectriaceae. The record is from RefSeq and is a predicted model, not a curated record. Gene Ontology annotation, molecular function: calcium ion binding; mannosyl-oligosaccharide 1,2-alpha-mannosidase activity.